Molecule: messenger RNA, 3699 nt
Organism: Phyllopteryx taeniolatus (common seadragon)
Lineage: Eukaryota; Metazoa; Chordata; Actinopteri; Syngnathiformes; Syngnathidae
Gene: kbtbd2
Product: kelch repeat and BTB (POZ) domain containing 2
Exons: 4
Coding region: 333-2477 (714 amino acids)
Molecular function (GO): protein binding
Source: RefSeq, a predicted model, not a curated record
AUUAAACAAGUUGAAGUGAGGUUUAAAAGAACGAAUGUGGCGAUGUCAUGUUGGUGCGUUUUGUACGCAUGCGCAGUGUGCUCCAUCGGCCUCCACCACUCAGUGCUUUCAGGCGCUUAAAAAUGCGCUGGAAGCUCGUGAGUUCUCCUCUCCCGAGCUCAGUUCUUUACCAUCAAAAGUCACCUUUCGGACUACGCUCGACACCUCCCGCUGGCAAGAAUUUUUUUGGGGUGACGCUUCAUCGCUCGGAGUCAUCAUUAAGCUACCGCCGCCGCUGAUGUCGUGGUGUUGUGACGCAUGUCCCGCGUCCCCCGGUGCCUCCUCGCCGCCGCAUGACUUCUAACCUCCAACCUCGCCACCUUCCUCUGGAGCCCACGAGUGUCUCCUCUUGCCUUUCGCCUCGCCGCCAAGGAGCCGCUGAGCGACUGGCCUUGGACCCGUGGAGCUGUCGGAUCCCCUUUCCUCCUCCUCCUCCCACUCCCAGAAUCCCCCACAGGUCGCUGGUCUUUCUUUCUGGUGGUAUCGAGCCCAGUUGGGCCGGCCGUGCGCACUCUUCAAAACUGGGGCGCGAUUCGUGUGAUGCGACCAUGUCGGGUCUGGGCGAGCGCCGGCCGGUCAACGCGGACUACGCCGUCUCCCUGCUGGAGCAGCUCAAGUUCUUCUACGAGCAGAAGCUGCUGACGGACGUGGUGCUGCUGGUGGACGACACCGAGUUCCCGUGCCACAAGAUGGUGCUGGCUGCGUGCAGCUCUUACUUCAGAGCGAUGUUCAUGGGCGGCCUGAGCGAGAGCAAGCAGACGCACGUCAGCCUGCGCAAUGUGGACGCCGCCACGCUGCAGAUCAUCAUCACGUACGCCUACACGGGCCACCUGGCCAUCAGCGACAGCACCGUGGAGCCGCUCUACGAGACCGCCUGCUUCCUGCAGGUGGAGGACGCCCUGCUGCAGUGCCGCGACUACCUAGUAAAGAAGAUCAACCCAGAGAACUGCGUACGCAUGCUGAGCAUCGGCGACCUGUUCAGCUGCAGCGAGCUGAAGCAGAGCGCCAAGCGCAUGGUGGAGCACAAGUUUCCCACGGUGUACCGGCAGGACUCCUUCCUGCAGCUGUCGCACGAGCUCCUCGUCGACGUGCUGAGCAGCGACAACCUCAAUGUGGAGAAGGAAGAGACGGUGCGCGAGGCGGCCAUGCUGUGGCUGGAGUACAACAUGGAGGCGCGCUCGCAGCACCUGUCGUCGGUGCUCAGCCAGAUCCGCAUCGACGCGCUCUCCGAGGUGACGCAGCGCGCCUGGUUCCAGGGCCUGCCACCCAACGACAAGUCUGUGGUGGUGCAAGGCCUCUACAAGUCCAUGCCAAAGUUCUUCAAGCCACGCCUGGGCAUGACCAAGGAGGAGAUGCUCAUCUUCAUGGAGGCGCUGUCGGAGACGCCGGGCGUGCGUGUGAUGAUGCCGUCGGUUCCCGCCGCAAUGGUGUGCUACAGCCCACAGGCCGAGAAGGUCUACAAGCUGUGCAACCCGCCGCAGAACCUGCAGAAGGUGGGCACGCUGGUCACGCCCGACAACGACGUAUUCAUCGCCGGCGGCGAAGUGGUGCUGGAGAACGCCUUCGGCCGUGGCGGCGGCCUGCAGGUGGUGGUGGACGCAGUGGACAGCUUCUUCUGGCUGGACGCCCAGCAGAACACCUGGGUGGCCAAGACACCCAUGUUGUGCGCCCGCCUCAAGCCCUCGCUGGUGUACUGCGACGGCUGCAUCUACGCGGUGGGCGGCGACAACGUGGGCGGCGAGCUCAACAGACGCACGGUGGAGCGCUACGACUGCCAGAAGGACGAGUGGAGCAUGGUGAGCCCGCUGCCGCUGGCGUGGAGCUGGAGCACAUGCGUGGUGGCGCACGACUGCAUCUACGUGCUGACACACGACCUCAUGUACUGCUACCUGCCGCGCGCCGACGCCUGGGUGGAGAUGGCCUUGCGCAAGACCAGCCGCUGCUACGCUUCGGCCGCCGCCUUCGGGGACCUCAUCUUCUACCUGGGCGGCCUGCACAUGGCCGGAAGCUCGGGCGGCGGCGGCACACGCCUGCCGCCCGGCGCCACCGACAGCCCCUCGGUGGCCGUGGAGAUCUACGACGUCAACAAGAACGAGUGGCGCCAGGCCGCCAACAUCCCAGCCAAGCGCUACUCUGACCCGUGCGUGCGCGCCGUGGUGCUGCUGGACGGGCUGUGCAUCUUCCUGCGCGAGACGCACAUGCACGAGCGGCCCAAGUAUGCCAUCUACCAGUACGAUGUGGAGCUGGACCGCUGGUACCUGCGGCAGCCAGUGUCCGAGCGCGUGCUAUGGGAGCUGGGCGACAACUUUCACUGCGCUGUCGGCAAGCUGUACCCGUCCUGCCUGGAGGAGUCCCCGUGGAAGCCGCCCGCCUACCUCUUCUCGCCCGACAGCGCCGAGGAGUUCGACGUGGACGGCGAGCUGCUCCCCCUCGUAUAGCUCUGAAGCGCCCCCCAGGGUGGGAGGGGGGCAAGCGAACCCUCAAAGCACGCGGCGACGGCUCGCAAACAUAAAGGACGUCCUAGUAAUCUUUUCUUUCCUUCUUGAACUCAUGACGCAGCGUGGCGGACGGGUGGUUAGCGCGUCUGCCUCGCAGUUUCCCGCGUGGAGUUUGCAUGUUCUCCCCAUGGUUGCGUGGGCACUCCGGCUUCUUCCCACAUUCCAAGAACAUGCAUGCUAGCGCAAUUGAAGACUCUAAAUUGGCCAAAAGGUUUUAAUGUGUUUGUCUAUACACUACUCGCAAAAAGUUAAUACAGUGAAUAGUGAAAGUCUGUAAGUAAUUGACACCCCCCUAAAAGGUUUGUAAUUGCUAUUGGAUGCCGCAAGAUGGUGGCAAAGCACUACUUAUGUCUAAAUGGAAAUCCCCAACUUACUUCAACAUACUUCCCUGGCACCACAAUGUCACCAGGUGGCACUGAGCUGCGAAUAUGCGCAAAUGUCGGGAUGAACCUAAAAUGCUCUAGAUCCUCCCAGGUGAACUUGAAUUGACCUUAUGUAAACUUUUGUUCACUGAUUCAGUACCUUAUUGCGAAACUUGCCAUUCUCAGAUUCACAGCAGGUGUCUGAUCCGUCAAAGUUUCCAAGGAUGUCCGCUCGUAUGCCUUUCUGUGACUCUUCCGGUCAUGACACUGUUACACUCUAGGGUCAGUUGCCUAUAGCUGCAGUAGCGAGGCUUCAGACAGGAUGUUCUCACAGGGAAGUGGCCACUGAGUUUCAUCAGCAGGUUGCGACAGAUACUGGAAGUGUCACUGAAAGGUAUACUGGUGUACAGAAGGUCAAAUUGAGUUUACGUGUAAAAGUUAUCGUACAUUUUAGGUACAUCCUAAAAUUUUCCCCCAAUAUACAUUACUUUUUCGUGACUAGUUCAUGUGUCCUGCUAUUGGCCAGGUGUGCCCCGCCUCUCGCCCAAAGUUGGCUGGGAUAGGCUCCAGCUCACCUACAACCCAAACGAGGACGAAUGCUACAGCAAGUGGACUGAUGGCUCAUCUCUGGCCCUGCCCCUAUUUUGUUUUUAUUUUUGAGGGGUGACGCGGCAAGGGCGACUGCAGGUCCAGUCGCUCGCCCGCCGUGCCCUCGGCCACGCCCACUGCACCCGGAGCCUUCCACACAACCGUCAGUCUACGCCUCACGCUACGCUGAUCUUGCUCACUCACACACACCU